UAGAAUUGUUCACAAGAUGUUGCCGCCAUCACAAGAAACCACGACCGCCGCAGCAUCCGUGGCCAUUGCAGUCACAGAGAAGUCCGCUCUCGUGGUCCAUGUAGAUGGCGCCAAUGUAGAGUCGAUUUCCAUGUGGGAAGAAGUGACGUCCUUGGCAACCUUGGCUGCUCCGAUCGUGUUCACACUGUUCAUGGAAUUCAUUCCCAGCAUCACGAACAUUAUCUUGGUUGGCCAAAUGAGUACGCCAAACUUGAAGCAAUUCGUGGACGCCACUGCGAUGGCUGUCAUGGUAUACGAGACCGCAUGUGGACUGCGCUGACGAAUGUGCGUAGUACACCAAUAUUACAUCGUAUUCGGUGGGGCUAGGCAUGGCGACGGCGCUGGACACGCUUUGCACACAGGCGUAUGGCGCGGGGAAUAUCAAAAAGUUUGGUGUGUUGCUGCAAAGUGCUCUUCUCGGGAUGGCUUUGACUUUGAUUCCUGUGUCGUUGCUCAACUGGUUUAGCGCCGAUAUCCUGAAGAUUUUGGGACAAGAGCCAGCCCUGGCAGACUUGACGGGAGGAUUUGUUCGUGUCAUGCUCGUGGGGUAUCCUGCCCUGUAUGCCUUUGAAGUUUUAAAGAAGCUUGUUCAAGCCGAGAGCGUGACGUUCCCGAUGGCCGUCCUCACUGGUCUCGGCAACGUCCUGCACAUUUCGCUGGGGUACUACCUGUCGCAGCACACGUCGCUGGGGUAUCUCGGUCCUGCGGUGGCUCUGAGUUUGCUGGAAGUGGCCGUGUUCGGUGGUAUGCUGGGGUACCUCUUGUGGUGGAAUCCCAUGCACGUGGCUUGGUGCGUCGAGUGGGGUUGGCCGGCAGCAUGGUCUCAUGUCUCGCAGGUCUUUCGAUUCGGCGUGCCAGGCAUGCUCAUGAUGCUCAUCGAGUGGGGUGCCAUUGAAAUCCUGACGCUUGUCGCGGGAAUACUGCCCAACCAUAUCCUCACCAUCGGCGUCAACUCCAUCUUGUCCAGCACUCUCAACCUGUGGUACAUGCCGUACUUUGGCCUGUCGGUGGCUGCCACCAUUCGUAUGGGGAAUCUCCUGGGUGCCAACAAGCCUGAGAAAGCCAAACGCGUUAUGUCCCUCACGCUUCGACUCAGCUUCGCCUUCGCGCUUGUCACCGCAUCCCUCCUCCUCCUCCUCUCGCCAAUUCUCCCGCGACUUGUCGUCAACGACGUCGAUAUUGUUGCGAGAGGUUCGACGGCCUUGUGGUUCAUUGCUCCAUUACACAUCAUCGACGCCCUGAAUGCCGCGUGUCAAGGUUGUUUCCGGGCCAUGGGCAAGCAAGACGUGGCGAGUGGAGUGAACGCGGCGGCGUUCUACCUUGUCGGCGUCCCUGUCGCCGUCCUCUUUGGGUUGUACUUUAAAUGGAGUGUGGAAGGUCUGUGGAGUGGGUUCACGUUGGGGUCGCUCUCGGCCAAUUUCAUUUACCAGUUCCUCCUCUCUCGUGUGGAUUGGGCUGUAGUUGCCCAAGAUGCAGUCGACCGGGAGUAGUUAUCGUCACCUCGACCUCGGAAAUUUACCACUAUCAUCUCGAUCUUGUACUUCGUUUGGCGAUUCCUGGCGCGAGGCACGGCUGUAAUGGGCAUGUACA
This is a messenger RNA of Aphanomyces invadans, 1629 nucleotides long. RefSeq lists its product as hypothetical. The coding region runs from base 369 to 1529 and encodes 386 amino acids. The record is from RefSeq and is a predicted model, not a curated record. The transcript has 5 exons. Gene Ontology annotation, molecular function: xenobiotic transmembrane transporter activity; antiporter activity. Lineage: Eukaryota; Oomycota; Saprolegniomycetes; Saprolegniales; Verrucalvaceae. Gene Ontology annotation, cellular component: membrane. Gene Ontology annotation, biological process: xenobiotic detoxification by transmembrane export across the plasma membrane.